Messenger RNA from Prosopis cineraria, 4541 nucleotides. RefSeq lists its product as uncharacterized. Gene Ontology annotation, biological process: carbohydrate metabolic process. The transcript has 43 exons. Bases 162 to 4298 code for a protein of 1378 amino acids. Gene Ontology annotation, molecular function: zinc ion binding; aldehyde-lyase activity; NAD binding. The record is from RefSeq and is a predicted model, not a curated record. Lineage: Eukaryota; Viridiplantae; Streptophyta; Magnoliopsida; Fabales; Fabaceae.
UUUUGCAUUUAAUUAAUUAAUAAUUAAUUUGAUUGAGGAAAUUUUCAUUUUUGUCUAUAUAUUCAGUUAGCACCCUCGUUCAGCCUUAAAUUAGCCUUCGGCAGUCUCUCAGUCUCAGAUUCGAUUGCCAUUUUCCAAAUCGCAGCUUCGAGGUCCUCGCUAUGGCGUCUCAGAAACUCAUCGGCUUCGUCGGAUUAGACGAAUUAAGCUUGGAGGUGGCAUCGUCGCUGGUCCGUCAUGGCUACAGUGUUCAAGCUUUCGAGACAAGCGAUUCCAAGAUUAGUGAACUUUUGAAGUUCGGGGGAAUUAGAUGUUCAAGCCCAAAGGAUGCAGCGAGAGAUGUGGCUGCUUUAGUUGUCCUAAUAUCUCAUGUGGAUCAAGCUAGUGAUCUAUUUUUUGGAAAUGAGGGUGCUUUGAAAGGUUUAGACAAGGACGCAAUUGUUAUUCUUCAUUCAACCAUAUCCCCAUCGCUUGUUCAUCAACUAGAGAAGGAUCUUGCAGGUAAAGAAAUUCAAGGGGUAACUUAUAUUGUUGAUGCAUAUAUCUCUCGUGGGAGGUCUGAGGCUUCAGAUGGAAAAGUCAUUAUUACCUCAUCCGGAAAAUCAGAUUCCAUCAAAAGAGCACAGCCUAUUCUUUCAGCAAUGUGUGAAAAGCUUUUCACUUUUGUGGGUGAAGUUGGUGGUGGCAGUAAAGUUAAAUUAGUUGUUGAGCUGCUUGAGGGCAUUCAUUUAAAUGCUUCAGUGGAGGCUCUCUGUCUUGGUGUCAAAGCUGGAAUUCAUCCAUGGAUAAUAUAUGAUAUCAUUUCCAAUGCUGCUGGAAACUCAUGGGUAUUCAAGAACAAUGUUCCCCAAUUGUUAAAGGGCGAGAUCAAACAUCAUAUUCUGGGUGCUUUUGUUAAAGAAGUGGAAAUCAUUUUAGAUAUGGCCAAGUCACUUACUUUCCCACUUCCACUUUUGGCUGCUUCGCAUCAACAACUUAUCCUUGGGCUUUCUCACAUAAGCGGAGAUGAUGAACUUGCAGCACUAAUGGAGAUUUGGGGAAAAGUUUAUGGAGUGAAUAUUACGGGUGCAGCAAAUGCAGAUGUAUAUAGUCCUGAACAACUGGCAGCUCAAUUUACUGCUAGUUCAAAGAGUGGGAGGCGGGUUGGUUUUAUUGGACUUGGAGCAAUGGGAUUUGGCAUGGCAACUCAUUUGCUGAAUUCAAACUUCUGCGUUGUUGGUUAUGAUGUAUACAAACCAACUCUCACUCGAUUUGCAAAUGCUGGUGGUUUAAUUGGAAAUUCUCCUGCAGAAGUGAGUAAAGAUGUUGAUGUACUUAUAAUCAUGGUCACAAAUGAAGCUCAAGCAGAGAAUGCUUUAUAUGGAGAAAAUGGCGCAGUUUCAGUCCUUCCAUCAGGAGCAUGUGUUAUUCUUUCUUCCACUGUUUCUCCUGCAUACGUGAGCCAACUUGAGAACCGAUUGCAUUAUGAAGGUAAGGAUUUGAAGUUGGUAGAUGCCCCUGUCUCUGGUGGUGUGAAGAGGGCCUCAAAUGGAACUCUUACGAUAAUGGCUUCAGGGACAGAUGAAGCUCUUACAAGUGCUGGAUUAGUCUUAGCAGCAUUAAGUGAGAAGCUUUAUGUUAUCAAGGGUGGAUGUGGCUCUGGAAGUGGUAUAAAGAUGGUCAACCAAUUGCUUGCCGGCGUACAUAUAGCAUCAGCUGCUGAGGCAAUGGCAUUUGGAGCUCGAUUGGGUCUAAAUACAAGAUUGUUGUUUGAUUUUAUCACAAGUAGUGGGGGAACAUCCUGGAUGUUUGAAAAUCGUGUCCCACACAUGCUAGAUAAUGAUUACACACCCUAUUCAGCACUUAAUAUCUUUGUGAAGGACCUGGGCAUUGUCACACGUGAAGCAUCUUCUUUGAAAGUUCCGCUUCAUUUAUCAUCGGCUGCUCACCAGCUGUAUUUGUCAGGUUCUGCUGCUGGUUGGGGUCGGCAAGAUGAUGCUGGCAUAGUUAAGGUUUAUGAGACUUUAACGGGUGUUAAAGUUGAAGGAAAACUUUCUGCGCUUAAAAAGGAAGCUGUUCUGCAAUCUCUUCCUUCUGAAUGGCCACAUGAUCCUCUUCUUGAUAUACAAAAGCUAAAUGAAAGCAAUUCAAAGACUUUGGUUGUUCUGGAUGAUGAUCCUACAGGAACACAAACUGUACAUGAUAUUGAAGUACUGACAGAAUGGAGCAUUGAGUCACUGAUUGAGCAGUUUAGAAAAAGUCCCAAAUGCUUUUUCAUUUUGACAAAUUCAAGGUCACUGAGUUGGGAGAAGGCUUGUGCAUUGAUAAAAGAUAUAUGCCGAAAUCUAGAUAGUGCAGCAAAAUCUGUUCAGAACACUGAUUACACAGUGGUUUUGAGGGGAGAUUCAACUUUGCGAGGUCAUUUUCCAGAUGAAGCGGAUGCUGUUGUUUCCGUGUUAGGUGAACUGGAUGCAUGGAUCAUUUGUCCCUUUUUCCUUCAAGGAGGCCGUUAUACUAUCGAAGACAUUCAUUAUGUUGCAGAUGCCGAUAUGCUUGUACCUGCAGGGGAAACAGAGUUUGCCAAGGAUGCUGCCUUUGGCUAUAAAUCUUCAAACCUCCGUGAGUGGGUAGAGGAGAAAACAGUUGGACGAAUACCAGCAUUUACCGUUAUAUCUAUCUCUAUUCAACUUCUGAGGAAAGGAGGACCAGAUGCAGUUUGUGAGUGUCUAUGCAAGUUGCAGAAGGGAUCAACAUGUAUUGUUAAUGCCGCUAGUGAAAGAGACAUGGCUGUUUUUGCACUGGGAAUGAUCAAGGCAGAAUUGAUGGGAAAACGCUUCUUGUGUCGCACUGCUGCUAGUUUUGUUUCUGCACACAUUGGAAUCAUCCCUAAGGCUCCAAUACUGCCUAGGGAUCUAGGGAUAAGUGGAGAAAGGAAUGGUGGUUUGAUAGUUGUGGGUUCUUAUGUUCCAAAAACAACAAAACAGGUAGAAGAGCUUAAACUACGCUGCGGUCAGUUCUUAAGAAGCAUUGAGGUAUCAGUCGAAAAACUUGCCAUGAGCUCUACUGAAGACAGGGAGGAGGAAAUCAAUAAAACAGCUGAAUUGGCAGAUGUAUAUCUGAAGGCUCAAAAAGACACUCUUAUAAUGACCAGUCGGAACCUUAUAACUGGAAAAACUGCCUCCGAGAGUUUGGCAAUCAAUUUUAAAGUGAGUUCUGCUUUGGUGGAAAUAGUGAAACGGAUUACUGCCAAACCUCGGUAUAUACUUGCAAAGGGAGGGAUCACUUCUUCGGACCUGGCUACAAAAGCCCUUGGUGCAAGAUGUGCCAAGAUAGUUGGGCAAGCACUUGCUGGAAUUCCCUUAUGGCAAUUAGGACCUGAAAGUAGACAUCCUGGAGUCCCAUACAUUGUUUUCCCUGGUAAUGUUGGCGACAGCAGAGCAUUGGCAGAAGUUGUGAAGUCUUGGACUCGUCCAAUCAAACUUUCUUCAACAAAAGAACUUCUUAUAAAUGCGGAAAAUGGUGGAUAUGCUGUUGGAGCAUUUAACGUUUACAAUUUGGAAGGAGUUCAGGCUGUUAUCUCUGCAGCAGAGGAAGAACAAAGUCCUGCUAUAUUACAGAUCCAUCCCGGUGCCUUGAAGCAAGGAGGACUUCCUUUGGUUUCUGGUUGCAUUGCUGCUGCUGAGCAAGCAAGUGUUCCCAUUACUGUGCACUUUGAUCAUGGAACUUCAAGGCAAGAUCUUGUGGAAGCUCUUGAGCUGGGAUUCGACUCUGUAAUGGUAGAUGGGUCACAUCUUUCCUUCGAUGAAAAUGUAGCAUAUACUAAAUUUAUAUCAUUCUUGGCCCACUCAAAAGAUCUUUUGGUUGAAGCUGAGCUAGGAAGAUUAUCAGGGUCAGAAGAUGAUUUGACCGUUGAAGAAUAUGAAGCCAAACUUACAGAUGCUGAUAAGGCACAAAAAUUCAUUGAGGAGACUGGCAUAGAUGCUUUGGCUGUAUGUAUUGGAAAUGUACAUGGAAAGUAUCCUGCAAGCGGUCCAAAUCUCAGAUUUGAUUUGCUCAAGCAAUUGCAUGCUCUAAGCCUGAAGAAAGGAGUUUUUCUUGUUCUCCACGGUGCCUCCGGCUUGUCCCAAGGACUGGUCAAGAAAUGCAUAGAGCUUGGCGUGAGGAAGUUCAACGUGAACACUGAAGUGAGAAAGGCAUACAUGGACUCCCUGAGCACUCCCCAUAAAGAUCUUGUCCAUGUUAUGGCAUCUGCAAAGGAAGCCAUGAAGGCUGUGGUUGCAGAGAAGAUGCAUCUGUUUGGUUCAGCAGGAAGAGCUUGAUUCCUGCCAUUUUACGAAUAGGAUGCACAAGUGAAUCCUGGGAUUGCUCAACGGGUUAUAUUUGACAUUCUUUCUUCGUUAUUCUGGAUUUGCUUCCAUACUUCAUGCUCCGGAAAUAUUGGCUUGUUUGGGGAAAGAAGUGGCAGAAAAUGUUGUAAUUUGCUAGUGGCCCCUGUGGCUUUCUGCUGUUUAGGGAUCUUCUGUUUAUCUUAUAAUAAAAUGUAACCCUAACACUGUUCACAA